Messenger RNA from Piliocolobus tephrosceles (Ugandan red Colobus), 978 nucleotides. RefSeq names its product polyglutamine binding protein 1 (gene PQBP1). Gene Ontology annotation, biological process: alternative mRNA splicing, via spliceosome. Gene Ontology annotation, cellular component: nuclear body; cytoplasm. Gene Ontology annotation, molecular function: protein binding; ribonucleoprotein complex binding. Lineage: Eukaryota; Metazoa; Chordata; Mammalia; Primates; Cercopithecidae. The transcript has 5 exons. The record is from RefSeq and is a predicted model, not a curated record. Bases 134 to 919 code for a protein of 261 amino acids.
UUGUAAACCUCCUAAUACAGAGAGUUGGAUUUGGAAUGUGAAAGAUACUUCAUAUGCUUCCUGGCGCACACACACACACGUCGUUUACGUGUGGCUUGUGUGAAUGUGAGUACGUGUCUCUAGGCUCUGUAGGAUGAGGACACCCCUGGUCCUUAACUGCUCUCCUCAUCCCCACCUUGUUCUGCCAGAACCAGAGGAAGAGAUCAUUGCCGAGGACUAUGACGAUGAUCCUGUGGACUAUGAGGCCACCAGGUUGGAGGGCCUACCACCAAGCUGGUACAAGGUUUUUGACCCUUCCUGCGGGCUCCCUUACUACUGGAAUGCGGACACAGACCUCGUAUCCUGGCUUUCCCCACAUGACCCCAACUCUGUGGUUACCAAAUCGGCCAAGAAGCUCAGAAGCAGUAAUGCAGAUGCUGAAGAAAAGUUGGACCGGAGCCAUGACAAGUCGGACAGGGGCCAUGACAAGUUGGACCGCGGCCAUGAGAAACCAGACAGGGGCCACGACAAGUCAGACCGGGGCCACGACAAAUCUGACAGGGAUCGAGAGCGUGGCUAUGACAAGGUAGACAGAGAGAGAGAGCGAGACAGGGAACGGGAUCGGGACCGCGGGUAUGACAAGGCAGACCGGGAAGAGGGCAAAGAACGGCGCCACCAUCGCCGGGAGGAGCUGGCUCCCUACCCCAAGAGCAAGAAGGCAGUAAGCCGAAAGGAUGAAGAGUUAGACCCCAUGGACCCUAGCUCAUACUCAGAUGCCCCCCGGGGCACGUGGUCAACAGGACUCCCCAAGCGGAAUGAGGCCAAGACUGGCGCUGACACCACAGCAGCUGGGCCCCUCUUCCAGCAGCGGCCGUAUCCAUCCCCAGGGGCUGUGCUCCGGGCCAAUGCAGAGGCCUCCCGAACCAAGCAGCAGGAUUGAAGCUUCGGCCUCCCUGGCCCUGGGUUAAAAUAAAAGCUUUCUGGUGAUCCUGCCCACCA